Molecule: messenger RNA, 1223 nt
Organism: Cyprinodon variegatus (sheepshead minnow)
Lineage: Eukaryota; Metazoa; Chordata; Actinopteri; Cyprinodontiformes; Cyprinodontidae
Product: guanine nucleotide-binding protein G(I)/G(S)/G(O) subunit gamma-5-like
Exons: 3
Coding region: 118-333 (71 amino acids)
Biological process (GO): G protein-coupled receptor signaling pathway
Cellular component (GO): heterotrimeric G-protein complex
Molecular function (GO): G-protein beta-subunit binding
Source: RefSeq, a predicted model, not a curated record
GUCAAAGCCGUUUCCCAGAUUAGUCUGGGGUUCUGAGAACUAAGGUCACGUUUCCGCUGUGGCUGCCAUCAAACUUUAGUUAGCUGUUUUUCUGUUCUUACACCGAGAGCCGCCGCUAUGUCCAAUAACAACGCCAGCAGCAACUUAAUCAUCGCCCAGAGGGCCGUGAAGCAGCUCCGGUUAGAGGCCAGUACUCGGAGGAUCAAGGUGUCCCAGGCUGCUGCUGACCUGAAAAACUUCUGCCUGCAGAAUGCAUCCAAGGACCCGCUCCUCAUGGGGGUCCCCUCCAGCGAUAAUCCCUUCAGACCCCCAAAGUCUUGCUCACUGUUCUAAGCAGCAGAAGGAACAUGAAGGAUUUUCUGGACCUGUCCGUUGAAGCUUCACUUCUCUUCUCAUCGACUUCAUGGUAAACCUGCCUGCAGCUCCUCAUGGGAAGGGAGGGAGAGCCGAUUUCCAUCUUGUUUGCCAAAACUAAUGGUAUCCUAUCCCCCAUCUGUUACGUGAAAGCAUGGCCAAACUACUCAACAAGCAAGCAGAAGACGUUCCUGACACUAACGUGACUAAUGAUUAAUCUGGGUUUGCCUAAGUGCCCAACAUGUCCGGCAUCUAUUUACAGACUGUUACCACUGUUUGUUAUUUUCAGUCGUGUUGUGAAGGGCAGGUGGAAGGAUAAUCAAACAUGGAUUUAUCAUAGCUUAUCUUCCAUCCACACUUUUGUAUUUAUCUCUGUGAAACACAACAACAAAAACAAAAAAAACUACUAAUAUUGUUGGCCAACAAACUAAACUGGUGCCUUUUUCAAUGUUUGUGUAUAUAAGCGGAAAAUAAACUGGUUUUGUGGACCUUAGGUACUAAGGCAUGACACAGGCUUUAUCUUUGGAGCAAGCGAUGGGUUAAUCUUUCAUUUUCUUGUUACUUUAACUCACCUAUCUAUAGCUAUAUUUUAGACUCUUUUAAGUUUCUCUUUCUUUAUGUCGAAUCUUUCUAUUUAAGGUAAAAACACAUGAUGGCCUUACACUAUGUGGAUUAGUGGUAACAACCUUAACUUAUUGCACAAAUCCUUGUGUCUGUGUUGGAAUCCUUGGGUUAUGUUUGUAUUUAAUGUUUUUUUUUUCACGCUGGAAUCAAGCAUCAAUCAACCAAAAAUCUUUCCUGCUGAUGAAGAAAUCUGUCUUUUCAGACACUGAUGAAUUGCUGCAUCUAACUUUAUAUACAUAUAUAUA